Oryza brachyantha (malo sina) is the source of this 1258-nucleotide messenger RNA. RefSeq lists its product as uncharacterized. NCBI's taxonomy places the organism in Eukaryota, Viridiplantae, Streptophyta, Magnoliopsida, Poales, Poaceae. The transcript has 2 exons. Bases 1 to 1197 code for a protein of 398 amino acids. The record is from RefSeq and is a predicted model, not a curated record.
AUGGAUUGGUCGUCGCUCCCGGCGGGUCUCCUGUUCGCCGUGUUCGUCCGCCUCCCCUGCGACGGCGACCGCGUCCGCUUCGGCGCCGUGUGCGCCGGGUGGGGCGCCGCGGCCGCGUCGUGGCGCCCGCGCCCCUGGCUCGUCGGCUCACGCACCGACCGGUUCGGCCGCGGCGCUGCCAUGUCGUCGUUCUGGCUCUCCCCCCGCGGCGGCGGCGGCGGCCUCGUCCCGUUCGCCGCCGCCGUGCCGACCGGAUUCGAGUACCUGUCGUCGUCGUCGCAUGGGUACCUCGCGCUCUCCGACCCUAUGGCGGCCCCCAAGGCGGUCGCGCUCGUCAACCCCGUCACCGGCCGGCGCAUCCGGCUGCCCCCGAUCGGGUUCUUCAAGAAGUGGCAUGACGUGGCCACCGUCGUGCUGUCGGAUGACCCGGACACCGCCGACGAGUGGGCCGUCGUGGCCGUCGGGUUCCCGACCAACUGCCUCGCGUACUACAGCUCCGCUACCGGCGCGUGGACGCCGCUCCGGUUCAACGCGGCCGGCUACGCCGGCGUCGAGCACUACAAGGGGCGGUUCUACGUCGCCUUCAAGUCGCAGCUCUGCGUCUGCGACGUCGAGUCGGCCAUCCCCGCGGUCAUACCGCUCGAGCAUAUCGACGGCGAGAACGUCACCGGCAGGGGAGUCGUCGUCGAGACCCACCUUGUCCAGUGCGACGGCGAGCUGCUGCUCGUGUCGGUGCACGACAACUUGGAGUACAGCUCCGGGAACUCCACAAUCUUGGACAACGACGGCGACGGCGGCGACCAUGACGGUAACAGCGAAAGCACCGGUGGCCACGGGCGCGUGGUCGAGGUGCUCAGGGUGGAGUGGCUGGACGGAGGCGCGGUGCGGCUGGUGCGGGAGGAGGAGCUCCGCUCUCACGCCCUGUUCCUGGGGCGGAACCGCGCGUUCGCGCUCUCGCCGGCGGAGUUCCCGGCGUGCCGGCCCAGCUGCGCCUACCUCGUCGACCAGCAGGGCCACCCCGACGGUCGCGUCAGGGUGGUGGACUUGAGGCCGGAGAGACGGUGGGAGUCCGAGGAGGAGGCCAUGAUAUCGAACAAGUGGGCUCGCCGGGAUGAGACCAUCUACCCGGACGACGGCCGGCGAGGUGGCCCGUCGGCAGGUUGGGCUCGCCGUGGUUGGUUCUUCCCCACGUACUAGAGGACAUCAAGACUUCAGCUUCUCUAUAACAUCAUUUAUCAUUGCUAGAAAGGAAAAGUAU